This is a messenger RNA of Phyllopteryx taeniolatus (common seadragon), 8556 nucleotides long. RefSeq names its product 5'-3' exoribonuclease 1 (gene xrn1). Gene Ontology annotation, cellular component: nucleus. The record is from RefSeq and is a predicted model, not a curated record. The transcript is spliced from 40 exons. Gene Ontology annotation, biological process: nuclear-transcribed mRNA catabolic process; rRNA catabolic process. Lineage: Eukaryota; Metazoa; Chordata; Actinopteri; Syngnathiformes; Syngnathidae. Gene Ontology annotation, molecular function: RNA binding; 5'-3' RNA exonuclease activity. Bases 155 to 5200 code for a protein of 1681 amino acids.
AGACAACACGGCGGGUUGAUUUAGUAGACGUACCACGGACAACUAGCUAGGUAGAGGCCACUGGAAACGAAACUGAUUUCCAUUUGCACAAUUAAGUCAAACGUACUCUCUCGGUUUUGUCUGUCAGGCAAAAGUAUUUAGUGUAACGGCGAAUAUGGGGGUUCCGAAGUUUUAUCGCUGGAUAUCAGAGCGUUACCCUUGUCUCAGUGAAGUUGUCAAGGAACAUCAGAUUCCAGAGUUUGACAAUCUCUAUCUGGACAUGAAUGGGAUCAUCCAUCAGUGUUCUCACCCAAAUGAUGAGGACGUUCAUUUCCGCAUCUCUGAGGAGAAGAUUUUUGCAGACAUUUUCCAUUACCUGGAGGUGCUUUUCAGGAUCAUCAAGCCACGCAAGGUCUUUUUCAUGGCAGUAGAUGGUGUGGCACCAAGGGCAAAGUUGAACCAGCAGAGAGGACGGAGAUUCCGGUCUGCCAAAGAAGCAGAGGAUAAAAUAAAAAAAGCUCUGGAUAAAGGAGAGGUGUUGCCUACAGAAGCUCGCUUCGACUCAAACUGCAUCACGCCAGGCACUGAGUUCAUGGUGAGACUCCAAGAGCAGCUGAAGUAUUUUGUCCACAACAAGCUCUCCACUGACAAAUCUUGGCAGAAUGUCAAAGUCUAUUUAUCAGGUCAUGAGACCCCUGGUGAGGGAGAGCAUAAGAUCAUGGAAUUCAUACGUUCAGAGACUGCGAGGCUAGAUCAUGACCCCAACACGCGCCACUGCUUAUAUGGCCUGGAUGCUGACCUGAUCAUGUUGGGUUUGACCAGCCAUGAGCCAAAUUUCUCCCUGCUCAGAGAAGAGGUCCGCUUUGGAGGAAAGAAAUCCCAGAAAAGGAUAACUGCUCCAGAGGAGACAACAUUCCAUUUGCUUCACUUGUCUCUUAUGAGGGAAUACAUUAACUAUGAGUUCUCAGUGGUUAAGAAGGAGAUGGGCUCUGAUUAUGACUUGGAGAAGAUAAUAGAUGACUGGAUUCUUAUGAGCUUCCUAGUGGGGAACGACUUCAUCCCUCACCUUCCUCAUCUUCACAUUAAUCAUGAUGCUCUGCCGUUGUUGUAUAAGACUUACAUCCAUGUGCUUCCCAGCCUUGAUGGUUAUCUGAACGAGAAUGGCCACCUUAACCUUGGAAACUUUGAGAAAUACUUGGAGAAACUCUCUGAGUUUGACCAUGAACAUUUCAAUGAAGUAUUUGUGGACUUGAAGUGGUUUGAGAGUAAAGUUGGGAACAAGUACCUGAAUGAGGCGGCCGGCCGAGCAGCAGAGACUGAAGCUGCCAGUAAACGCACCGACAAGGAAGAGGAUUCCUCUCUCCCUCUGGCAGCGUUGACCUCACCUGAUAAAGUGUUAGAUAGUGGAAAAGGACCUGCUGUCGAGGAUGAUGAUGAAGAUGAUUUAUUUGAAACGGAGUUCAGACAGUACAAACGCACAUACUAUAUGACCAAGAUGGGGGUGGACGUAGUGUCUGAUGAUUUUCUAUCAAAGCAGGCCAAAUGUUAUGUUGAAGGCAUCCAGUGGAUUCUCCACUACUAUUACCAUGGGGUUAAAUCCUGGAGCUGGUUUUACCCCUACCACUAUGCACCGUUCCUGUCAGACAUCAGAAAUAUUUCAGAAUUGAAGUUGACUUUUGAUCUUGGGAAACCCUUCAUGCCAUUCCAGCAACUCUUGGCAGUCCUACCCGCUGCCAGCAUGGAGCUGUUGCCUGAAUGUUACAGGCACCUGAUGACCAGUGAAAUGUCGCCCAUUAUUGAUUAUUAUCCUACAGACUUCAAAACAGACCUCAAUGGAAAACAGCAAGAAUGGGAGGCCAUAGUGCUCAUUCCCUUCAUUGAUGAGAGGUGUUUGUUAGCAGCCAUGGAGAGCUGCAAUUAUAAGUUGACAAAAGAAGAAAAAGCCAGGAAUCAUCACAGCGAGUGUGCUCUAUAUACAUAUGAGGAUGAAAUCGACUUCACAUACCUCUCAACUGUUCCUCAGCUCUUCCCAAAUAUCAUCCACUGCCACGUCAGGAAAGAAGACAUUCCCAUGGAUGCCUGGCAAGUUCCACUAAACCACAUUGGCAGGAGUGUGGAUCACUCAGCUCUGUAUUUUUGUGGGUUUCCCACACUGCAUCACAUAAAACACAAGUUUACUAUGAAGAAGAGUGGGGUGAUGGUAUUCCAGCAGAGUAGCAGAGGUGAGAAUAUGAUAUUGGAGAUCCUUCCCAGCCAGGAAAAACAACUGCUUUGUGAUGAUGUUGCUCAACAAGUACUGGGGAAGUCGCUGUUUGUCAACUGGCCACAUCUAGAGGAAGCGCGCAUCAUUGCUGUGUCAGAUGGAGACACCAAGUUUGCUGUAGAAGAACCACCAGGGGUCCAAAGAGCCUACCACAGGCCUUCCAGCCCACCCCCCACCGAAGUCACUAUCCUCUCAGACAAGGAGCAGAGGGACUGGGUGAAAGACAUCCAAGGAAUAACAGAACACUACCUGAAGAGGAAAGGCAUCAUUGUGACUGAAACAACUGUGGUUCUAUAUGGACAGCUGCUGACAGGAAGAAAAUAUAUCCCCAAAUCGAACGGUGUGGUUGAGUUGGAGAAACAGUGGGCUAAGCAGGUCCUUCCUUUCGCCUACCAGACUGUGGUCAAGGACAUUGACGCCUUUUAUUCAUCUUUGACCUGCUUUAAGAGCCUAGAAGACCUCUAUCCUCCACUAACCACCGUUUUCAUGGUGGGACACCCUUACUAUGCUGCCAUGGGCGAGGUGCAAGAUUCGAGUGAUGUUAUCAACGAUGGGCGUGUACGUGUGGUUUUCAAUGUGCCACAUGAGCCCCAACUAGAAGUCCUAAUCCAGAACCAGCAUAAGUACAGUGUGAAGUACAGCCCCGGGUACAUUGUGGCAUCUCGUCUAGGUAUCAGCGGCUACCUUGUGUCCCGCUUCUCUGGAAGUAUUUUCAUUGGUAGAGGAUCUAAAAAGAAUCCCUGUGGGGAGCAAAAAGCUAAUGUUGGCCUGAACCUGAAGUUCAACAAGAAGAAUGAGGAGGUUCCUGGAUACACAAAGAGGACUGAGAAGGAAUGGCUUUACUCCGCUGCUGUGGAGGAGCUUUUAGCUGAAUACUUAGAAAAAUUUUCUGAGGUAUUUGACAUGGUCUCCAGAAACGGUCAUGAUGAUGUGUUCUAUGAGGAUGACAUCUGGCCUGGAGAAGACCACAAUGGGGCAGAAAAGGUGGCUGAAAUCAUUGCAUGGUUGAAAAGUCACCCCGUCAGCUCCAUCAGCAGAGCAUCAUGUGACUUGCAAGUGCUGGACGUUGCAAUCGUGGAGAAAAUUGAGGAGGCUGUGGAGAAAGCCAAGGUGAAGAAGAGUACGAAGAAAGUUCGUGUCACCGUCAAGCCACAUCUCCUGUUUAGGCCCUUGGAGCAACAACAGGGUGUGGUCCCAGACCCCGAUGCAGAGUAUCGUCUGUUUGACCGCAUCAUCAAUGUCAGAGAGAGCUUCACUGUCCCAUUGGGUCUCAGAGGCACUAUUAUUGGCAUUAAAGGAGCUGAGCGUGAGGAUGAGGUUCUCUAUGAGGUGCUGUUUGAUGAAGAAUUUGCUGGAGGUCUUAACAUCAGGUACACAUCAACUCGUUGUUACCGCCUGCCGCCAUGUGCUCUAAUUAACCUAUCGCAUGGUGCCCGAAUGGAUCCCGCAUUCCACAAACUCACUGCCAUUGUCAAACCUCAGCCUGCUGCUGCCACUCACUUCAACUCACACCGUCAUCUGGCCAGCCUCAACCACUCACCACGUUCUCCCUUUAUAUCCACACAACAUAACAACAAACACAGUGGGGUAAAGCCAGCCUACCAAGGCAGCAAAAACUCUGCGUCUAAGGCUCACAUCCAGAAACAACAGGCCAAGAGUAAAGAGGCCUAUGCGAAUGUGUGGCAGUCUCUGCAAGACUCUGCCCCUCCCCAUAAACCUCCUGCUCACUGGCAAAAUAAUGCCUCUGUUGGUGUCAUUAGGUUGUUGAAGAAAAAUGAAGAUGCCCUUUCCCUUAUACCUCAACAGAACACAGUCAACAAGACAUCAACUGAGUUUGAGGACCUGAUAGCCAGCCUUAAGAUCUCCAAGGACAGCCAACAGACUCCUGCAAAUCUUCCUCCACCCUCUUCACAAACGCCCACCACCCAAUCAGAUGUGCCUUUGUCACCACAGUCCUUUGCCAUGAAGGGCACCAUGGUGUUGAAGGAGAUGCUGAAGAUUGAAGGCACUGGAACAGGAAACUCUUCCCCUCAGGAAACUGCCAACGACCAAAAGCUAAACAAGAAGAGAAAAUCUAAAAAAUUAGCGGCACUCAUGAAUGUUCCCCAUGGAGAUGCAGUAGAAUCAUCAUCUCCUGUGCCUGUUCACCAGUCCAACACUUUAAUGGCCAGUAAAGUGUCAGAGCUGGCAUGCGUAUGUGUCACUUUAGGCAUGGCACCACCAGAGUUCAGCUGUAUUCACAACAGACAGGGUGUUGCGUUAUGUCAGGUUAAGCUGUCCAAUGGUUUGACUGUUCAUGGGCCUCAGUGUCAGUCAGAAAACGACGCAAAGGAGAAAGCUGCCUUCUUUGCCUUACAAAGACUGAAUUCACUGGGGUCAGGCUUCCCUCUUCAACCCUCUCUGUUCCAUGGAAUGGGACCUAUGCAGCCUCCGGCCAUCAAACCCAUGCCUCCAGUCUUCAACCAGUCAGGCGGCUUGCUGAUUCCUCCACGGGGUUGUGCUCCUGCCCCUAUCUGGGGAAUGCCUCUGCCUCCCCACUACCACCAGAACCCGCCAUUCUAUGGCGCAGCAGGAACGUUCCCCGGUGCUGCGCGGCCGCAACCGGUCACAACUUUGCCGAUGGGCUCGCAUAACCAGUUCAUCCCAUUACAGGUGACUAAGAAGCGAGUGUCAGCCAACAAGCACCACCAAAAUACCAAAGAAUUUUACUCCACCACCCGAACUGUGGCCAGGAAUCAAGCCCAGAGAGCCCAGGACAGACCUUGCCAAUCACAAACUCAGAGUCAAACCGUCAGAAAAGAGCCCUAUCCAGCAGCUGCGGCCGACGCGGUUCCCUUGACGACGACGCCCCCUCGACAAAAUAGGCCGGCCACGGGCCACACCCCUGGCUCCGCCUCGAAAAGGAAGCACAGGAAGUUGGCUGUUAACUUCGAAGCAGCUCAACCCUCAGACAAAUGAGCGAGUGCGCCGACCUCUGCUGCAUAUUGCAGUUCCUCUGUUCACCGAUUGAUCUACCAAUCGCACCCUUGUGAAAUCAAGACUCCGAUUUUAGCAACAAAACAGUUCCUUUGGAUUUUUCCCGACAAAUCUUUAUGGAGAGGGUGUGAUGACCUUGGACAAGAAGCUCUAUGCGCUUUGCACCAGCGCCUGUCCAACGAAGAUAGAGUACACGCUAUGUGCAUUAAUAGCAACAGCGAGAAAACUGAGCAGUGGCUGGAGACGUUUGUCCUGCGUUGUCCCAUGAGGAGCAAUGGCAGCUUGUCUCUUUGGUUGUUUGGCCGCCCUCAUCAGAUUUUCCGCUCACAAUUAGCGUUUUAGUAUUUAAAGACUGAUUUGAAUACGUAGCACACUGCAUUAAGAAACGUAACUCCACUCCAGCUUGGUGAUAAUUUCCUAUUCAGUCUAUUUGCUUUCGUGGCUGCUUUUUUUUUAAAUAAUUUUAUUGAUUUGGCUGCCACCCUAAAACUAAACAUGUUUGGCAUAAUUGUAAUUAUAUUUACCACCACAAGAUUCCAACCUCACUUACGAUGGUUAAGUGAUGUUUUUUUUUUGUUUUUUUUUCUCUUUUUUACAAUUGGACACUUUUUUAAGAGGCCAAGUGUUUCGAGCAAACCAUCUUCAGAGAUUUACUUUCAGCACAAUGGGGCUAAUGUAAUACAGACGCAACAAAACAUUUUUCAACCCUCCCGUCCUCAUAAGUACAUUUUUUUAGGUGUCUUGAUUUUUAUAAAGUUCUAUAAUUGAAGUGAAAAUGUAAGACUACUAAUGGAUUUCUUUAUGUAAUCUAAUGCAUUUGUGUACUAUGCUGGUGAAAGCGGUUCCUUUUGGCAGCCAGCCUGAAUAUCGCUAAUGUGUUGAUUAUUUCCCCUGCAAUUAAAGAGAAAUAGUAUAGCCAAGUGUUUACGUUACAUUCACAUUGCAGAAAGAUGCUUUUAGAAACAUUCUCCUCGUCUGAGUCUUUGUAAAGGUUUUGUGUUUGAUAAUAGAAAUGUGUGGGAAAAUUUAACAAUUGAAUUAAUCAAUUUCCUUUUUCGGUUUUAUGCAUGGCCUUUUAUAAAAAGUAAAAAAAAAAUAAUAUAUAUAUAUAUAUAUAUAUAUAUAUGUAACUUUAACAAACAGUUACAAGCUGUUUGUGUUGAGGCUGCAGUGAUGUUACAUUUUUCUACCUCGUGUUUGGAAGGGUUACAAAAAUGUUCAUUUGCAGUUUAAAUUUAACACUGCUGUGUUGUAGGACAUUUGUGUUGCAACACCGGCUGCUUUUUGGCACAGGGACGAUACUUGUACUACCAUUUCUUGUACUUCAGAGGGUAUGAAAUUAAGACACUGAUAAUUAAAAAGUAGAGAUGUGAUAUGGGAGUCUACCUUCCAAACUAAAAAGCAUUAUUUUCUUUGAAAUUAAACUUGAUCCCAAAGUCCAAUGUUCAAAGGUCUUAAAAAUGCCACCUUGUUGUCAAAACAGCUGAUGUAAUAGUUUUUGUUGUGUAGAAAUACUACAUUUAGGUAGUUUUGCAUUAAUCUAUGUCUAUUAAGAAAAGGUACAUAAAUGAGAGUACCGCCACUGGGUUUAUGGAGACCAUAGCUGUGCCACAAACUGUGAAUGCUGAGACAGUUGAUGAACUUUUGGAUAGUUUCACCUGGAAAAUCUCAAAUGUCAUGAAUGCUGUGGCUCCUAUUAAGACUAAGACAAUCUUGAGGUGACCUAGAACACAGUAGAGGAGUAAUCGAUUGCUCACUUCAGUCAAGCGAGUUUCCUAAAGCUCUUAAAGUAGCUGCCAUUAAGCCUCUUCUACAAAAUAGAACGCUGGACGCUUCCAUGUUAGCAAGCUAUAGACGUGUCUCAAAUCUCCCUUUCAUAGCCAAGAUUGUUGAGAGAGUUAUUUUUAAUCAACUCAGCAAUUUCUUGAACUUAAAUGGACUUUUUGACAAAUUUCAAUCAGGUUUCCGAACUCAUCACAGUCCGGAAUCUGCGCUUAUCAAAGCGCUAAAUGAUAUAAGGUUGAAUACUGACGCAGGAAAGGUGUCAAUUCUGGUCUUGUUGGACCUCAGUGCGCCUUUUGAUACAGUAGAUCAUAAUAUACUACUGAGCAGGUUGGAAACUAAAUGGAACAGUGCUUAAAUGGUUCAGGUCCUACCAGGAGGAAAGGAGUUAUUUUGUAACCAUUGGAAGAGUUCAAUCUCAUCGAAUGGCAAUGACCUAUGGGGUCCCUCAAGGGUCAGUUCUUGGACCCCUCCUGUAUAUGCUACCCUUGGGUCAAAUUCUUCAGAACUUUAAUUUUGAGUAUCAUAGCUAUGCAGAUGACACACAGUUAUAUGUAGCAGUCUCCAGAUGACUACAGUUCAAUUGAGGUGUGGCACUGUCUAAAACGGAUAAAUAUCUGGAUGACCCAAAAUGUUCUUCAAUUAAACCACAACAAAACUGACAUAAUUGUUUUGGGCAAUAAAGCAAAGAGGAUUGCUGUUAGUAAAUACCUGGAGUGACUCUCUUUAAAAACCAAAGACCAAGUCCAAAACCUUGGUGUUCUGAUAGAUUCCGACCUGACUUUCAACAGUAAUAUCAAAUCAAUUACUAAAACUGCCUUCUACCAUCUGAAGAACAUAUCCAGAGUGAAGGCUUGCAUGUGUCAAGCAGACCAGGAGAAGCUCAUCCAUGUUUUUAUCACAAGUAGACUUGACUAUUGUAAUGGUCUUCUGACUGGACUCCCCGAAAGGAGCAUUAAACAGCUGCAGCUCAUUCAGAGUGCUGCAGCUCGGGUUCUGACCCGAACAAAGAGGUCAGAGCAUAUUACUCCCAUUCUAAAGUCUUUACACUGGUUUCCAGUCAGCUUUAGAAUAGAAGUUAAAAGUUCUGCUAUUGGUCUAUAAAUCACUAAAUGGUUUAGGUCCUGAAUACAUGAAAGAAAUGCUAGUGGAAUAUAAACCCAGUUGGGCUCUGAGCUCCACAGACUCAGGUCAAAUAGUGGAGCACAGAGUCCAAAGCAAACCUGGUGAAGCAGCAUUUAGCUAUUAUGCUGCACACAAAUGGAAUAAAUUGCCAACAGAAGUGAUGUCAGCCCCAAGUGUGCAUGUUUUUAAAUCCAGGUUAAAACAUUUCUUUUUUUUCCCCCUCCCUCCCCCCUCAUGCUUUUUAGAGCACUUUUAAAUAUUUCUUGCACUGUAUGCUGUUUUAAUUGUACUUUUGUUUGUCCCCCCCUUCUUUGUGUUAAAUGUUUAUGAUGUUUUGUUUCUCUGUUUUUAAUGCUUUUAAUCAUGUAAAGCGCAUGGAGUUACCUUGUGUAUGAUGUGCUAUAUAAAUAAAUUUGCUUUGCUUUAAUCAA